UUUCAUUCAGUCGCGUAUUGUGUGUGUUUUGAGGUAGAUGUGUUACUAUCGUUCGCAACGCUUUGGAAGCGUGCUUACAAAAUUGUAAAAGUAUUGUUCAAAUUCACGUGUUCCAAACAAUUUUUUUAGUAAAGUGUCGCAUUGUCAGUAAUAGUGGUGGUUCGGUAACAAUAACUGUGAUACAAACCAAUGUUUUCGUGUGUUAUUAAUAGAUUUUUAUUUUUGUGUUGACUGAAGAUGCUCUAUGGAGUGGUACUACCAUCGUUAUGGUGAUUGCAUAGUGUUUAUUAGACACAACAAGUGGUAAUUGUCGUAGCCAUGGCUGUGAUUAAUUUUAGCGUGUGUUUUCUACUGGUCUUGUACCAGUUCUCGGCUGCUUACAGUGAAGAUGGAUCGUCGGAGUCCACAGAUAUCGGAUUGAAUGAAGCCAAAGAAACCGAUCGAGAUGGAGUUCGGUGUUAUUGCAACACUGCGCAAUGUGUUAGCACGGGGUACAUGUGUCGGUCUCCACGUGGCGGCGGCUGUUACAGCGAACGUCCAGCUCCCAGACACCACUCUAGGCACGGAUGUCUCCAUCAUUUGACUGAAUCAGAAGAAGCGGUGCUAUCUUAUUGCCAGAAUACUCAACUCGGUAUUGGACCGCCCCCUGCUCCGGCCCACUCUCCACUUCAUUGCUGCUUCAAAGAUUUGUGCAACCAUGAAGACAGUCCACUGGCGAGAGCUAGACUGAACCUCACUAAUGAAUUAGAUUCGAACCCGGUGUCGAGUGAACGCGGAGCCAACUACAACGGCGAGGUGUGGUUCAAGGCGGCGACCAUCGCCGUGCCGGUGUGCGGGGCUCUCAUACUGUUCCUGCUCGUAGCUGUCGCCGUCAAGCUGCUAAAGGCGGACGCUCUGCUGCACAGCGACAGGAAACUAAGGGGGGGUUACAUGUCGCCGCUGUCUCAACACAACUUGGAAGACGUGAAGAAAGUCUGGGUGGGGACGUCGGCACCUCUGUUGGUCGCGCCGGGCGGUUGUCUGGUCGCAGUCGAACGGGCCCAUUUGGUCGACGUCCCCCAAUCUCAACAACUCUGUGAUAUUCGAUAAACAACUUGGCCGAGGAAGACACGUCUCGGGUGCCACGAAGGCCUUAUGAUAUCCAAAAUACCAAGGUUCCGGAAAAACUUGAUUUCACUGGACUGUUGUUGGCGAUUUUCCGAGAAUUUUAGGCAAAAUCUGCGUAUCGUUAUUGUGAAAUUACCACGGCUUAAGGGCCACGAAAGGGUCAUAUUGGAUUUCAUUUGAUUAAGUCCGUUGUACCCGAGGCGCGUGACAAUACUGCGACAGGUUGUAGUGAAACGGUGAUUCUGUGUUGUGAUUGGUUGUUACUGAGCACGUGUUUGAUGUUUUUUUUUUUUGUUAACGGAAACUUCCAGAAGUUUUUUAUCAAACACGAAAAUUACACGACUGAUUUUAGUGAAAAUUUCGAUUUCCCCGGAAAUUGUAUGAUGAAAUUUUAAAGCUUGAAUAUGGAGGAAACAAUGUGAAAAAAUUGAAUCUAUAAUGUAAAUUGAUCUCAGAUUUGUAUGUAGCGACACCGUUUCACAAAUAAGCCGGCAUUUAUACCAAAACUACCACAAUGUAUAUUUAUUAUCUUUAAUAGUUUUUUUUCCUUGUAUAAGUUCUAUUCCUCUAUGGUUAUCUUUGCACUACUGCUAAUGUUAGAAUAUUUCAAAGCGUAACUAUUUAAAUGUUACCACAAGAAUAUUAUGGACAGCUUCGAAGGAGUAUUUUCUUACUUUGUAUUGUUUUAAUCAAUUUAAACACAUUUUGUUUGUAGUAUAUUCUGUUUUAGGCUGUAUAUGCUGUAAUCCCAGCGUCUGGCAUUAACAUUUUCUAAGUGUCAAAUUUGACACUUGACAUUUGAGUUAGUUACAAAUGUCAUAAUACCGUACAAUGGGGUAAAUAGGGACAAAAUCGACCUUCAGAUUGAAUUUUAAAAUAGUUCCAAUUAAAUAGUCACUGCUCAACCAAAGAAAUAAGUUGAGUCUUGAACGUACCUAGGUGAUAAAAACCGUUACAUUAUUUUAAUUAUUCAUUUUAAAGAAAUAAUCGGUAAAAUAAUGGCCGUCCCAAUUUACCCAGCGUCCGGGGUAAAUUGACACGGUUAGGGGUUAAAUUGGGAUAUUUGUAAGGGUUGUCAACUCGCAGUACUGCGAUAUAUAGGUAGGUGCCAUAUAAUUAUUUAUAUGGACCGAAAUGAUGAAUACAAUCCAUAAUUUAAGCACAAUACACAACAUAGUGUAAAUUAAGCUGGUUUCUAUUCCGAAGCGAUGUGACGUGAAUGAUAAUCAACAAUACAAUGAUCAAAAAAAGUAUGUGCAUGUUAUAUUUUAGCAAGAGUAAGAUAUCAGGUGAAUAAGAUAAAAAAACAGCUUUAUCUGAUUACUGCCAAUAAUAACAAAAAAUAAAAGAAAUUCUUUCUAAGCGAAAUAACUAAACUCAAUUAAUUCACUCACUCAUAAUUGGAUAUCUCGGAUUUUUAAUUAAUGUUACAUUUAAAAUCUGAGGCUUGUUUUUAUUUGUGUGUGUUCGUUGUGAAUGUUAACAAAAUCAUGAUUCGAUGCGUGAAUAGAUUCUGAAAUAACAAAAGUUUUGAUUCGUUUGAGUUCUUUUAACUUUUAAUUUUUUUUAUUACUAUAAAGAACAUACGACCGGGCAGAUAUUACAAGGUAAAUGUCGCGAAAAAAAAGUAAUUAUAUAUAUACUUUUCUUUUACCUAUAAUACUUACAUAAACUAACUGAUAAACACAUUAACCUUCUUUACAUCACGCAAUUAAGUGAUAGUAUAGGCUAAAAAAUCUAUUUUAAGAUAUCAGUGACAACCCUAACAAGCCAUCCCUAUUUUGUCUUUUGGCGUUCCAAUUUUGUGUUUUCUCGUCCCUAAUUUUUCCAAUCUCGUUCCAAAUUACUCUACAUACGUCCCAAUUUUCCCCAAAAAGAAAGGAAAAAAUAUACAUUUUUUAUUUUGUCGAAAUAUUGUAUUUAAAAUAAGAAUAUUGCAACUUACCGUUUGUUGUGGUAUUUCCAGGUGUAUUAAAAACUUAUAUAAACUGUGAUCUUAUUGAAAAAACAACGAUAAUAUCACUUUUUUUAAAAGUUCUUUAAGCUGUUUUAAAACGCACUUUUCAACCACUAUUUUCAAUUUAAUUUGACGAAUUUUUGGGACCAACUUAACUCAUAUUUAGUACUUCCAUAGUUAACUUGGUUUUUCUUCUAUACAUUGAUAAAUAUUACCUUAAAGAAAAUUAGGUAGAUUCCGUGCUACAAGUACUUUGACAAUCUUCCGCAGGUUUGUCCCAAUUUACCCCAGGAUCCCAAUUUACCCCAUGUCAUGGUAGUAGCUGAAUUUCAUGAAAUGUUGAGAAAAACAGACUUUAAGCUUAAGAACGUUAAGAUCUAUUAUAAUCUGUAAUUGUCACGUAUCUUGUAACUUCAGAGCAUUCUAUCUAUCUCACAUUUUCUUUAUCAAUACGUAGGAGCAAGAUAGUGACGUAAAACGUAGUUAGCAUUUUUAAUUUUAUAUUUACACGGUAACUCACUUCAAUAGAAUGAAAUCGAUGUGUGUUUAUUGUCAUUGUGAAAUUUGAAAUUUAAAACUACGAAUUUUUUUUCAAAUAAAUUUCAUUUUAAAUACACAGGAAGUAAUUUACCAAUGUCCUAGUUUAAAGUUGGAACGAAUGAACUAAACUUUAACCGAUUUAAAAAAAUAUACACCUGUCUUCGUACUUUCUUAUGUUUUGGAACCUCAUUGCUCUAUUCUGCUAUGAUUUUGGCGUGUUCUAACAAAAUAGACAAUAUAAAUAUUUAACUUUGUACAAAAAACAAAAGCUUAAACAUAAAAACGAAUUCACUCACGCAUUUCCUUCCAAAUGUAAAUAUUAUAAUAAGCCCGUUACCUAUAAUAAAAACGAUACAGUAAAAUACUUUGUGAGAUAUCCUAGUCCAGUAAUCUGAUUUGUUUAUAAGCAAUGUACAUUUAAAUAUAACAGUCGACUCGCAAGGGAUUUUACUUUUCGUCGAUAUUACUAUUAAGUCUCACAAAUACACUUUAAGAAUAAUGGAGAAACGAUUUUUUUUAUCUGGUAACAUCACUAUUUUGACUACACUACCAGCGCCCCUAGCGGUGGUUUGUAAGAAACGGUAGCUCAGGAACUCUCCGUUAGAGGACAAAAUCAAAAUCAAAACUUACGGAAUAAAUAAUUGACAGUUUUUUGAUUUGUUAUUGGCAUUGUUAAUAAUUUUUUUAAUAGUCCACAAGUUUUUACUACGUUAAUAAAAAAUAUAUAUAUAUUGUUUAUGUAAAAUGCACAAAUAAAUAUAAUUGUACUUUUAUUUAAAACUAAUGUAGAUAAUUUUUAGGCUUUACUAAGAUUUUACGUCACAAUCAUUUAUGAAUUAUUUAUGGGUUUUUUUUUAAAAUGCUAUAAGCUAUCCAGCAAAUGCUUAGUGCAUUAUUUAUAGAAGCACUCAUUUUUAUUGUAUAUUUUGAAACUGAACAAAUUUGGACAAACUGAGUUUCAGCCUGUCAUGUUCCAAGACAUUUUAUGGUUUAACUUAAAAAAAAAAUGCGUUUGUGUUCUAUUCUUUUGUGUCAUCCACAUUUGUUCGGUAGACCUUUAGUUUUUCGAUCCUUCUAGAAAUUUUAAGAUCGAUGCUUCCCCGAGGUGCCUUAUCCUUAGACUGGGUGCGAUAUAAUACUCUUUAUCAUAGGUUUUUUUUUAAAAUUGUAAAUACAAAAUGUAAUUUGUAAAAAAUGAAUAAAAACAAAUUAUUUUAUUACAUGA
Messenger RNA from Bombyx mori (domestic silkworm), 4829 nucleotides. Its product is annotated as BMP and activin membrane-bound inhibitor homolog. Bases 319 to 1089 code for a protein of 256 amino acids. Lineage: Eukaryota; Metazoa; Arthropoda; Insecta; Lepidoptera; Bombycidae. The transcript has 5 exons. The record is from RefSeq and is a predicted model, not a curated record.